UUAUUGCAGCUUUGCGCAUCUACACAAUCAAUGGGAGGCAUUGGCUAAUUCCUGCAGUCAUUUUGGUGCUGUUUACCCCAGCAGUUGUAGUUACCAUAAUGACACUACUUCGUGCUGCUGGCCAAGAUGCCAAAAUAACAACAUUGCUCCUCCGCGAUGGAACCAUAUACUUUGGGGCUAUACUGGUUGUGGAUGUCUUGCAAGCUGCAGGCCAAUAUACAGAGGUGCUUUCUGUGUUUGAUGCUUUUCCUGGCAGCCUCACAGCAGUGAUCCUAUCUCAUCUCCUCCUGAACCUUCGCAAUGCAGCAAAUCCUGCAGAGGGAACAACUUCAGCAUUCAUGUCUGAGCUCAAUUUCUCAGGCCCACACUCUCUUGGUGGUUCUAUUGUUUUCCAAGAGGAUGACAAUGAGGAGAUGGUAGAUGAAGAGUUCAUGGAUGGAGAGGUUGCUGGGGACACCCCAGAUGGAGAUGGACAAGGAAAUACUUUUAUCAGUGGUGCUGGCAAUGUUUGA
This is a messenger RNA of Rhodofomes roseus, 512 nucleotides long. RefSeq lists its product as uncharacterized. The record is from RefSeq and is a predicted model, not a curated record. The coding region runs from base 99 to 512 and encodes 137 amino acids. Lineage: Eukaryota; Fungi; Basidiomycota; Agaricomycetes; Polyporales; Fomitopsidaceae. The transcript is spliced from 7 exons.